AAAUGCGCUUUUUUCAUGUUGAUUUUUGUGAAUUUUGUUCGUUCAAUUGUUUUAUUUUUAAAUUUGAUUGAUCAAGUUGAACAUCAAGUUUACCAUUAAUUACGAAAUGGUUUUCACACCAGAUAAAUUUUACGCUGGUACUGAUUAUAGUGAUGUUUUGGAUAGUAACAACAAGAAUGUCAAACAAACGACACCGGUCAGAAAGGUGGAAAAAUUCGAAUGGAAUUCCGACCGUUUUGUAAAAAGUUUGGCCAAAAAGAAUAUUCGUAUUACGAAUUCGGAAUAUCAUGGAUACAAACGAAAAACUAUGAGUGCUCAUAAGCAACCAUUCAAAAAAUUAGACCUAAUAAAUAACUGUGGCCAGAGUAAUAUGCGCGACUAUAUUGUCAGUUUCCGUCGUGCUCAUAAUAGAGAAAAUGUUAGUUUCGAUAGACAUCCAGAACAGCCAACGGAAACGAAUGCCCCAAAAAAAGUUCUGAAAGAUUAUUUCGAAGAUAAUCGACGUUCAGAGCCGAUUGUUGCGUUCACACCAAUCAAGAAAAAAAAGAUUGAUCAACAAUCGGAUGAAUUUGAAGAAAUUGAUGAUAUAUUGGGCACACAGGAAAAUCACACGGCUAAUGAGCAACUGAAUAUUGAAAACGCCAACAAUAAUAUUGACAAUGACAAUCUAUCAUCUGUUGCUUAUGACGGCGAUAAUAAUCGUGAAACUGAAAAUGAUGAAGAAUUAUGGGCACGAUUAGCUGAAUAUGAUCCAGAUCUUAUUAAUGAAAAGAAUGCCCCACUUGGUUUGAUUAAUCUUGGCAAUACUUGUUACAUGAAUGCUAUUGUUCAGAUUUUAUUUUCGUUUGAUUUUUUCAUGAAAGAUGUUAUCGAAACCUAUACAAAAUUAAGUGAAUAUAUACGUACUGAAAUUGAGAAUCAAUUACCAAUAACUUAUAAUUUUAUUGAACUUUAUCUCAAAUAUCAAAGUAGAGAAAAUCGAUCAGUAAUCGAAGAAUUUUUGACUUUGUUUCAAAAUUCUUUCUGUUCCUGGGUUGAAAAUUUCAAAUCCAAUGAACAACAAGAUGCUGCCGAAUUUUUUACAUUGAUUCUUGAUAACAUAAAACAAGAAAUUGAUCAAAAUCAUAGCAAAUUUUUUUCUCCUGCUUCAUCUUAUCGUAAUCCUAUUGAUCGAUGUUUCGAGUAUGAAAUUCUUGCUGAAGCUGAAUGUCCUCAAUGUCGAAAACCAUGCGCCAAAUCAGUCGAUCCUAAUUACAAAUCCAACACAUUUCAUUUGCCAUUGGAUUCAAAUGUUCAGGUUUCGAUUUUGCGAUAUUUUAAUAAUGAAAUUAGUCGAUCAAAAUGUCCGGACUGUGAUGAAAAUUUCAUAAUAAAAAAACGUUUCGUUAAACUGCCCAAGAUUCUUUUCAUUCAAAUGUUAAGAUAUUCGGAAGAUGGCUCAAAAGAUAAUACAGCUGUUCCAGUUGCCCAUACAAUCUAUUUGCCCAAACAAUUUAUUCGUAUACAAAGUUGUUUAAUGUCACCGUUAUCGACUCCAUAUAAGACAAGUUUAACACAAUCAUAUAAUUCAAUUUUGAAAGAAAAGAAUUCAUCAGUAACCCGAAGACUGGAAUUUGAUGAGCCAAUAAAUUCUGGAUCAACAUCGUCUCGACUUACAAGCAACAGUAAUGCUAACAUUAGAUCAAUGAAUUUGAAUUCAGAUGAAAAUAAUGGUGCUAUGGUCAUUUCGGCAACAAAUUUAAAUCGACAAACCAACAACGAGACCGAUACAAAUGAUCAAGUUGUAUUUGAUCAAUCCACCGAAUGUGAAAGAUAUCAACUAGUCUCAGUAAUCUGUCAUCAAGGCCCUUCAAUAACAUGUGGUCAUUAUACUUGUUAUGUAUAUAAUUUUGACUAUCAAAAAUGGUAUCACUGUGAUGAUAGCAUCAUUACCCAAGUUCCUUUCAAACAACUUGAAAAAAAUUCCUUGACCACUGGAUAUUGUUAUUUCUAUGCCCGUACUGAUCACGAUUAUCAUUCAUGAUUUAUUCAAUGGCUUUGUUUCAUUCUACUGUGACAUCCUUAU
Molecule: messenger RNA, 2065 nt
Organism: Dermatophagoides pteronyssinus (European house dust mite)
Lineage: Eukaryota; Metazoa; Arthropoda; Arachnida; Sarcoptiformes; Pyroglyphidae
Biological process (GO): protein deubiquitination
Molecular function (GO): cysteine-type deubiquitinase activity
Source: RefSeq, a predicted model, not a curated record